AUGAACCCGUACCGACAACCUGCUGCUCCACUUGUUCCGUUGGUAAACGGGUACAUCAACACAUCAAUCCUGUCUUCACAGGGCCAGUCUCUUUCCGGAUGGUUCUACGAGCUCGUGCGAAAGCAAGGAUGGGAUGCUGGCCUAGUCAAGAAGAUAUGGCAGUGGACGUUGUCGAACCCUAGGCUGGCAAUCCUCUUGUUUGUCUGCGACGAUGUUGCCUCGUGGCGUCAGGCAUCUUUCUUUGACCUUCGAGACGAAAGUUUGCCAUUCCCGGAGGACCGUCUUCAAGGCAUCGUGGGAAAUGCGCGAAAGGUCGUCGACGAACAAUGGCGUGCCACAUCCAAGGAGUUACCAUUGACGGGAGCACAUGUCGACUACACCGCACGCGAAACAGUGCCACUACAGCACGUCAGUCUCAUUCGAUCAUCGCGCAAUUCUGAGAAAAGCGUCGACUGGGUUAAGAUGCAAGGUAGCAGCGAGGAUCGUGUGCUCGUGCGAAAGCGCUUUGUCACUGCUCGCUCCGCUCAAAAAGCUGCGCUGUUAGAUCAGAUCAACAAGUUCAAGCAGUAUGAGCACAAGAACAUUGCGAAGUUACUUUGCUCAUAUGCCCAGCCCAGUCAUGUUGGCAUCAUCACGGAAAAAGCACAAUACACUCUGGACGACUUCCUUGCGCUGCCUGGAACAGACCCAAACCGCUCGAAAUUGCUGGUGGACUGGAUGGGCGACUUGUCCUCUGCUCUUGAACAUCUCCAUUCACAGUCCAUCUGCCAUCGAAGCAUUCGGCCUCGCAAGAUCUUGAUUGAUGGCGCUCGCAUUCUACUUGCUCCAUUCGACAUUGGGCAGAGCAUCGACACAUUCAGCCCGACAAUGGCGAACUCCCAACGCCUGGACCAACUACACACAUACUUCCAAGAUCAAUCCUACGUCUACGCUGCACCUGAGGCUAUUGUCUCACGCGGUAAGAGAAUGGCAGACGUUUUCUCGCUGGGUUGUGUGUUCUUGUCGAUGAUGACAGUCGCACAAGGCCAGUCACUAUCAGUGUUUGCACAGUACCGGGCUGCGAACACCCAGGACGCCUCAUACCAUGCACAUCUCGACCGGGUAGCAAGUUGGCGAAACCGGCUCCACGCUGCCACCACCUCGAACCUCCGAAACGGACUCAUCGGGUCUGGAAGGAAGCUGAGGCAGCUGAAAGCGGAAGCCGACUGGCUGACCAUUAUUGAGAAGAUGCUCCUACCGGGACCGAAAGAGAGGAUCAAGAUGCGCUUUGUGCUGGCCAGCCUAAACAGCGGCAAAGCUACAGGCGGAAGACGACGUAGCUUGGACGGCGGCGGUUACAGUGGACAGGCAGCAGCAUCGCUCGGCGUCAACGGUGCAACAACCGCGACGCUGGUCGACAUCUCGGAACAUCACGCGCCACGUAAACCGGAGCUAAGCGUCUUCGAUGGUUAUUUCCAGACGCAGACCCGCAGGUUAGAACCAGCGGGUGGUUGGUAA
Alternaria infectoria is the source of this 1497-nucleotide messenger RNA. RefSeq lists its product as uncharacterized. NCBI's taxonomy places the organism in Eukaryota, Fungi, Ascomycota, Dothideomycetes, Pleosporales, Pleosporaceae. Gene Ontology annotation, cellular component: IRE1-TRAF2-ASK1 complex. The transcript has a single exon. Gene Ontology annotation, biological process: intrinsic apoptotic signaling pathway in response to endoplasmic reticulum stress; protein phosphorylation; IRE1-mediated unfolded protein response. The record is from RefSeq and is a predicted model, not a curated record. Gene Ontology annotation, molecular function: RNA endonuclease activity; protein serine/threonine kinase activity; ATP binding. Bases 1 to 1497 code for a protein of 498 amino acids.